GGGGGAGAGAGGGAGUGGUGUGAGUUCCUCAAAAGUUGUACAACAUCAGAAGCUUAUUUCCCAACACCACUUCUACUUCCUCCUCUCCGUGAGCUCGCUUCCUUUUCCCCAAGUGACAGACAGACAGGGAGGACCAGGACAGACAGGGAGGACCAGGACAGACAGGGAGGACCAGGACAGAGAAGCUCCUGCAGUAAGUCAUUCAGGAGCUGUAGGCAGAAAAGGCCAUGGGCCACUGUCACACACUCCCACUCUGUGUGUUGGGGUUGGAGAGAAAGCUCCACCCACAGGGCUUCAUCAGUGGUCAAGAUCAGACAAGGGGGCGUGGCAUGGGUCACUGAAAAGAACAGGGUCAUUCCAAUCGCUGCACCUCUCUCCAUCUGCCACGUCUGUAACUGACCUGUGGGUCCACCUCUCUCCAACUGCCACAUCUGUAACUGACCUGUGGGUCCACCUCUCUCCAUCUGCCACAUCUGUAACUGACCUGUGGGUCCACCUCUCCCCAUCUGCCACGUCUGUAACUGACCUGUGGAGACACCUCUCCCCAUCUGCCACGUCUGUAACUGACCUGUGGGUCCACCUCUCUCCAACUGCCACAUCUGUAACUGACCUGUGGGUCCACCUCUCCCCAUCUGCCAUGUCUGUAACUGACCUGUGGAGACACCUCUCCCCAUCUGCCACGUUUGUAACUGACCUGUGGAGCCACCUCUCCCCAUCUGCCACGUCUGUAACUGAGAGAGAGAGGAGGGAAAGAGAGGCAGAGGGAGGGGGAGAGAGGGAGUGGUGUGAGUUCCUCAAAAGUUGUACAACAUCAGAAGCUUAUUUCCCAACACCACUUCUACUUCCUCCUCUCCGUGAGCUCGCUUCCUUUUUCCCAAGUGACAGACAGACAGAGAGGACCAGGACAGGCAGAGAGGACCAGGACAGACAGGGAGGACCAGGACAGACAGGGAGGACCAGGACAGACGGGGAGGACCAGGACAGAGAAGCUCCUGCAGUAAGUCAUUCAGGAGCUGGAGGCAGAAAAGGCCAUGGGCAAUGGCUUGGCGUGGAUCACUGAAAAAAACAGGGUCAUUCCAAUCGCUCCACCUCUCUCCAUCUGCCACGUCUGUAACUGACCUGUGGGUCCACCUCUCUCCAUCUGCCACAUCUGUAACUGACCUGUGGGUCCACCUCUCCCCAUCUGCCACGUCUGUAACUGACCUGUGGAGCCACCUCUCUCCAUCUGCCACAUCUGUAACUGACCUGUGGAGCCACCUCUCCCCAUCUGCCACGUCUGUAACUGACCUGUGGAGCCACCUCUCCCCAUCUGCCAUGUCUAUAGUCGUCAUGUUUUCAAACUGCCACAUGAAAGAACAAGGAGGUCAGAACAUCGCUGAGUUGUCCACAGACACUUUUCAGAUGCUUCAACAAGGUGCUGCUAAAAUGCUCGAUAAUAAUGUCAGUGUGGGCCCAUCGGAACCCUAUUUCCAGAAUUUUCAAAUGAUUUCCCGGAAUCAACAAGUCCGCUCUUGUUCUCACAUCUGGGCUGGAUUUACUGGAGGUCGCUUGGCUCCAGCGCAUGAACCGGCGGUACCCGAAAAGGAUUGGUCUUCGCCCACUUCUUAAAAGCCCACUCAUUCUAUUACAUAGCUUUUCUUGUGAUUGGCACCUCCCUAAUCCUAUCAGAAUCCCCCAGAAAAUAAAUACGCCCAAAAUAUAUAAUCGUUUGACAUCCAGUUCAUAAAAUACAGACAGCGAAUUCGCACUGGGUUGACAGGGCUGUCCGUUGCGCAGGGUAUAAGAUCGCGACCCCAAGACUGAGCGGAAUGUUGGCCCAAGCCACCGGUGCCUUUGUGCAGCAGAUUGACCCGGGCGGGACCCUGAUCCCACUGACCCGGAUCAAUGACUCGGAAAAGCUGGACCUGCUGGCGCUGGUUCUGAAGAGCCAUGGACCCUGGUUCUGGCAGCGGACCAAAUACCGGCCCACCGACUUCACCCUCAACGACCUGCUGCUGGGAGACACGCCCAUCAGCACAGGUGUGCUGGAGAAGGACUUCCUGAAGUAUGAGGGCACAUUUGGGGACAGUGCGUCAGGCAGGCUGGAGUGCGGGGGGGAACAGGUGAGCGUGAACGUGCAGGGGAAAGGCUCAUCCAAACUGCAGUCCUCCUUCGGGAACCUGAGGAAGCAGGAAGUGGACGUCCCGAAACUGCUGCAGGACUCCCAUAACAGGAGGCUGAACCCGCAGCAUGGGCUGCUGCGGUUGGUGCAGGGGCGUGGGCCUGGCGGGGGGCGGGGCGGGGGGCGGGGGCUGGCGCUGGCGGUGCUGAAGGAGCGGAUCGUCUCCACACAGCCCUGCUCCAUCACCCAGCAGACCCGCCGGGCCGGCAGCUGCAGCGCCAUGCUGCCCCUCAUCACCACCAGCAGCGUGCAGGUGUCUGUGCAGGAGAAAGGCAGCCUGCAGAAGGACAGCAACAUCUCCCUGGAGAUCCCAGAGGGCUCCGUCCUGGCCUACAGUGUCCUGGAGCUGGACAUCACCCCCACCGGCCACUAUGAAUUCUGUCUCCAGCUGGACACUGAGGGGGGGUUUGAGGUGGAUGGGCCAAUCAGAAGCAAUGGAGAGGAACACAGGGAACAGCCAAUCAGCAUCCUACAGGAAGAACUCUCUUGGCUGAAGGCUCAUCUCCAGCUCCUUGCAGCCCUCCCAGUGCCGGUCCGGUCCAGCCUCUUCCAGCUGCUUCAGCAGGUUCUGUGUGACCGGUCCACACUCAGCAUACUGGAGAACACGCUGGAAGAGUUGGUGGUGGGCAGGGUCUCCUCGUGGGCGGAGCUGAGUGGGCCUCUCUGUGAGGAGGGGAGGGUUCGAGCCCUGCUGGACCUGCUUCAGAAAGCCCCGCCCCCACACGCUGACCUCAUCGCCACCGUACACCUGCUGCUCAGUGCCAUGGAGGAGAUGACUGAUGCUGGUCUGGCUCAGCUGUGUGCCUGCUGUUCUCCUCCUGUGCUGAAGACCCUACAGGACCUGGUGAGUGGGGAGUCAGCCCUGGCCGAUGAAGAGGUGUGUCAGAGGGUGGAGCUCCUCUUCUCAUCCUCCAAUGUGGUGCUGCGCAGAGAGAUGGGCAGGCUGUGGGCGGAGCUAGGAGCCCAGGCAGGGCUCCGCCCCCUCGUCAUGUGUAUCGCAGUGCAAGGCCUAGCCACUCUGGGUCUUUAGAGAGAGAGUGUGAGUGUGUGUGUACCCCCCCUUUCUGAAUACACAUUUGUAUUAUCAUUUCUACAGUAAUCAUGUUUUAUUGCACUCAUAUUUAAAAUGAUAUCAUUAAGCUUGAAGAAUGUAUUUAAAUGUUUGUUUUGUGGUUGGGUUUGCACAAAUCCCAGCCUGAUCCCAGCACUGGUACUAUAUAUAAUAUAUACAGAAUUAAGCUUUUAUAUAUAUAUAAAUAUAUAUAUAUAUAUUAUAUAUAUAUUUUUUUCGUUAUAUGCUAUUACAGUUGCAUUGUUAUUUUAUAUGCAGUACCAGUGCUGUAAGCUAACCGAUAUUUAUUAUAUUUUACUAUACAUGUAAUAAAUACAGUAUUUAUAUUUAAAACUAAGUUUUAAGCCUUUUUACAGUCCAUAUGUGUACUGUUCAUAUUUUAUGUUUGCUGUCAAUCUGAAAUGUCUAUUUUUUAAAAAUCUGUUCUUCAAAAAUGUUUCAUCAUUUUUUAAAUUUUGUUUUGGACUGUCACCCCAGAAGGGACGUGGCCCUGCUGGUUCUCUGUUCAUACAAGUUCUCAUGCAGGAUCUCUGAAUCCUCUCUCCAGGGUUCUGUCAGUGACUGGGCCCAGGCUGGGCUGGGCUGGGUUGGGGGUGUGAGAUGGGCCCAGUCUGGAUUAGGAAUGUUUAAAUUGAGAGGGGGGUUUACUUCUGGCCAUUGACAGGGCCACAGACUCUAUGCACCACUACUUUCAGCUUUUUAUAGUGGUAGUUCAUAUUAUUUUAUGUAAUACAUGCACAAUUAAGCUGCCGUAAUAUUUUAUUUAUACAUGUAUGGAUAUCAAUGUAUGCAUGUACUGAAUAUAUGCCUUUGUUUGCAUUAAAAGCAGUUUAAAAACCCA
This is a messenger RNA of Conger conger (European conger), 4074 nucleotides long. It is a transcript of the gene gsdmea, whose product is annotated as gasdermin Ea. Gene Ontology annotation, biological process: programmed cell death. The coding region runs from base 1809 to 3191 and encodes 460 amino acids. NCBI's taxonomy places the organism in Eukaryota, Metazoa, Chordata, Actinopteri, Anguilliformes, Congridae. Gene Ontology annotation, cellular component: cytoplasm. The transcript has 11 exons. The record is from RefSeq and is a predicted model, not a curated record.